CCCACCCCACCAAGGCAGAGGCUGAGCCGCAAAGGUGGCCCAGGCAGUCGGCAGAGGCAGCCAUGGAGAAGAAUCCAUACAGCCUAGCUAAGGUGGGCCUGGAGAAUAAUUCCAUCCUGCGCCCACAACGGGACUGCGGCUUCUACGCCAAGUAUGUCUUCCUCUUCCUCUCCCUCAUCCAGUUCCUGAUUAUUUUGGGGCUGGUACUCUUCAUGGUCUAUGCCAACAACCACGCAGCUGCUGAAACACACCUGAAGGGGAUGACGAUCUGGGUGGAGGAGUGCCGUGUCAAGACAGGACUCCUCAGUAAGGAGAAGGACAAUCUCACUCACCUGCUCAACGCCAGCCGUGCAGAGAGCCGCCAGAUCCAGGGCCAGCUGAACCGACUCAACUUUACCAGCAAGCUCUGCACAGCAGAGAAGUUGAAGCUGCAAGGACAACUUCGGCAGACUGAGACCGUGUACCAGAACUUCCGGGAGUGCAGCAUGUUGGUGAAUAUCUUCAAUGCUACCUAUCCAGACAAAGUGAAUGCACUUCAAGCACAGCUGAAGGCAGAGGCUUUGAAAGCUGACCUGGAGCAGAAGAAGUUGGCCCAGGAGAACGAACGCCUGAAAGAAGAAAUUAAGAAAGUGGAGCAGAAGGAGACUGCCUGCCGGCGGGAGGUGCUCCAGGUCCGGACGCAGGUGCAGAAGGUUGGGGAGCUGGAGGCCAAGGUGAUGGGUGAGAUGCAGGCGGUCCGCCAGAACCUGAAGUCUGCGUUGGAGACGGCUCUGCCCGGCCAGCCCAUCUGGAUGUGCAACACAGAGGAGGUCAGAACCUUGCAGACGACGUGCCUCAAUCUGUCCAAACAGCUGGAUGGCUACAUGGCUGGCCUGGGGCAGCGCCUGGAAGACAGAAUCAACGCUGUGGGCAAAGAGAAUGCCUUGCUGCAGAAAGAAAAGUCAGCCUGCUCCCAAGACCUGCUGGAGCGGGACCACAAGCUCACAGCACAAGAGCAGCGCUCUGGACAGGAGAAGCAAGCCCUUCAGGCAGCCUGCAACACCCAGACCUCAAAAAUGUACGCAGAGCAGCACAAACUCAUCAGCGAGAAGGAAACCUUACGGCUGGAACUAGAGCGGACCAAACAGAAGUGCUGGAGUGUCCCUCCACCCAACCCAGCCAUAAGGCCUUUGGGAGUACCCGGAGCUUCAGGUGGCACAAACCCCAUUGCCAGCUCCCCUGGGAAUUUCAACCCUAACACCUUCAAUGCCAAUUGGAUGAGGACUGUUCAGCUUGCUCCAUCCAACGCUUUCAGUGACCCAGGGAACCUGGGGGUUCAGCGGAACUCUGCACCACUGGGGAAUACCGGCUCCCACAGAACUAACUUGGGCCACACCGGCUUCACCAGGCUCGAAGAGGGCAAGAAGGCUGUUGUGGCCAAUGGAACAUCCCCCCACCAGCCACUACUGAGGACCGUUGGACACUCCAGCGGUUAAUGGGGUCAACAGAGAAAUGGCGAUCAAAAAGAGCUUCUGGCCAAAUGGAUUGUGAAACAGUACAGAAAAGUCUGCAAGGGUCCGCAACAGGAAAAUCUCCACGCUGGGCAUGUGCUUCAAACUGGCAAGAGAGAAGAGGCGGCACUGGGCAACUCUCUUGAAUAGACGUGCCAGGCUGGCAUCUCCUGGUCCUGCCCGCUUUGCACGGGUGGCCUCCCCCCCCCCCCUCUGGCACAGUCCAUGUACAUAUGCGUUUCUCAAGGCAGCACCACUCUGUUUUGAUAGCCCCUGGCCUUUUGAAGGAUCCCCCCCCCCUCAUUGCCAGCAGACACAACAUGCACUGGGGGACAAACCCACAGGCUCACCUACCCUGCAGGGUUACUGGGAGGCUAGAACUGGGAUAUUCCCCUCCCCCCAUCAACAGCCCUGGAGAAAAGCCGCAAUAAAGCCUUGAGAAUAAUUUUUUUUAAAAAUCCUGUGGCUACAACGCACUCAGGAAUGAUGCCAAGACCUUGAGGGGAUGCUUUCAAAAUUUGGGGAAAUGUUUGAAGCCAGUUUGAGGCUGGCUUCUGUAAGAAAUUCCUGCUGCCACAUAUUUAAGACGCAAUAUAUUAUAAGACGCAAUAUAUUAUAUUUCAUGUACUCACUGACUGUAUAUGCAUGAUGUACACCUUUAGGUAGAUGUGUGUGUGUGUGUGUGUGUGUGUGUGUGUGAGAGAGAGAGAGAGAGAGAGAGAGAGAGUAAAAAAAAGACCAGGUAAAAGAACCUCUUAUUUGCUUCACCCUCCUUUCUCCUAAUACUUGGGGUCCACCACUCUUCAAAGGACCCGGAGUGCUGGGAAAGGCCUCCCACAGCCCAUCAGAAGAUGCAAGGUGGACCCAGGGUCAGGCUCUGGCUGUUUGCACACUGCUUACCGGCCAUGGAACAUCGCACCAAGCUCCCGGAACGACAGCGUCUUCCUGGCACGAGAACGCACAAAAUCGCGCCAGGAAGACGCUGUCGUUCCGGGAGUUCGGCACAAUGUUCCGUGGCCGAUAAGCAGUGUGAAAACAGCCUCUGUCUUGCUCUGCUUUGGGAGUUCUGGAGGCAUCUGACCUGCUACUGCUGGAGAGAGGAUACUGAAUCUGCUGCUCUUUAUCCUGAAUUGCAGUCAUCACCAUAAUAAGGAUACUUCCAUUUGCAAAUGUUGCCUUUGAAUUAUUAAGCAUGGAAAGGUGCGCUGUCAGACCUCAGGUAUUGAACCCAUGACCAAUAAAGACUCUAUGGAAACACG
Eublepharis macularius is the source of this 2749-nucleotide messenger RNA. It is a transcript of the gene PLVAP, whose product is annotated as plasmalemma vesicle associated protein. The transcript is spliced from 6 exons. The coding region runs from base 63 to 1475 and encodes 470 amino acids. Gene Ontology annotation, cellular component: caveola. Lineage: Eukaryota; Metazoa; Chordata; Lepidosauria; Squamata; Eublepharidae. Gene Ontology annotation, biological process: regulation of vascular permeability; positive regulation of cellular extravasation. The record is from RefSeq and is a predicted model, not a curated record.